AUGGAAGAAAAAGCUAACGGACACGGAAACGAGACAAAUGUCGAAAGCCAUAAUGUUCGAUUUGUGGUCCACCAAAGCAUUCCGAAUUUAUACCAACUUGUUGAAUUGUGUUUGGACGAAAGCACUACAAGUUCCGAACGAAGAGAUUCUCUAGUACGCAAGGCCAUUAUUUAUCCAGAAGAACUGGAAAAAGUCUGCAACAUGUUGACUCCCGGAAGUUAUCGUUCGGUCUCUGAUAUUCAAUUUAAACAAUUGGCAAACGUUGAUAUUCAACUAGUUGGUUGUUACGGAAAUUGUGAGAUUAUUUCUAAACUGUUACUUCAAAACAAUGUCAUUGACAAAGAUAGAUACGAGAAAUUUAUUAAAGGCGAACAAACAUUGGCUACCGGGCUUUAUUUGCUAAUUGUUGAGCCAGAUAUGAAUCUCCAGCAGUCGCGGAAAACUACAGUAGCAGCCAGUACAAAGUUUGGUCUUGCUUCUGACUAUUUACUUGUUACUUGUCAGAUCGAGUUACCAGAAUUGGCUGCAUGUAACAAAGAUUCAUCAAAAGCUUUCAUCACGGAAUCAAAUACUUUACAAUCUCUGGCUAUUGUUCGAAAUAUUAGCGAAUCCAAAACUUUGUCUGAAAUAAUGACUGACAAAUUUAAGUCUUCUCAAGAACUCCAAAAGUUCUUGGGAAAGAAGCUGAAUGAAGAACAUUAUGGUUUAAAUUUAAACAGUUUGAGUAUGAAUGCAUUAGCUCUUUUGAUUAUAAAGGGUUUAAAAAGACCUGAUCUUUUAGCUGAAUAUUAUAAGCAAAUAUCAAACUUAAAGGCACAAAGGGAUAAAAAAAUUGAUGUGUACAAAAAAAAGGUAAAUCAAUGGGCUCUUUUAACUCUGGAAAAUUAUGAUAGGGAGCUUUUUAAUUUCAACUCAUCUUUGAUAAAGGAUGAUCCUGGUCUCAAAAAAUUUUAUGUCGGGCAUGCAGAAGUUUGUAAAGACAUAGAGGCUAAGAUUUUACAAAUUGAUAGAAAGGAAUGGAAGUCACUAAAGUAUGAAUUUUGCAAUAAAAGAGAACAGCAGACUAAUUCAUUACAAGCAAAAUUGCGUGAUAGAUUGGCUGCUGUCAAUAGGAUGAAUAGUAAGACUAAAGCAGAAGAGGCUGAUGAAGUAUCUGAUGUCAACUUUAUUGCUAACCUAGAUUACACUGCAAGUGAAAAUGAUAUUGCAAAGUUUCAAAAAGUGUAUCAACAGUGGAAGGAUGAUAUUAACAAAAAGCUGGAAGAAUUUUGGAAACCUCAUAUUCAAAACAUGAAUGAAGAUGGGAAUUUUUUCAAGUAUAACGAAAAAGUGAGUAAUAUUAUUGGAGUAGAAUCUGAAAAGUUGAAGAAAAAACUUGAAUCAAUGUACCCCAUUGGUAAUAGGAAAAAAAUGAUUAUUAAAAAUUUGCAAAAAACCCCUAUAAUGGGAAUUAACUAUCUCCAUCAGUAUGAAUUUCAUUAUGUCACUGAAGUAGUCAACCCCCCUUUCUGUGAACUGGAGAUAUUGGAAUUACCAAGUAGGCUCAAAGCAAAUGCCAAUUACACAAAUACAGUUUUAUCGAAUGCAUAUCAAACAAUCCUGUAUAUAAAUGCGAGUUUUGAAAUUAGGAAACUUUGCCAACUUGACGAUGGGAAAUUUGUUUUGAUUUUGUGGGACACCGAAAAAAAUGGUUAUGCUAUCUUUUAUGGAACACUUCCUGAACUAAAGGAAAAAUUCAAACGGAAUUCAAUGCCGUCUCAGAUCAGACUAAUGGACGAACCCAGAGAUUUGCUGCUUGCUGUAAAUAACUCAACAGGUCUUAUGGCAACGUAUGAUAACAAUGAACACGUUCUUAAUAUCUACAAUAUUUGUGGUGAUGAAACAAGCAUGUGUCCACUACAUCCAAAUCUCAUACGGAAAUCUCAGUUGUCAACACUUAAAUACCUUUUAUGGAUCAGCAAAACUUCAAUGCUCUUUGUUAAAGAAGACGGGGAAGCUUAUAUGUUCGACUACAUGGAUUGUUAUUUAAGAUGUUUUGACAAAUUCUCCAAGGACGCAGCUUCAAUCCUAAGCUCACCAGAUCAUUCUUGUAUAUUUGUACUCAAACCAAAGACUAACCAAGACACAAAUCCGGCAGGUAGCAAGAUUGGCAGCAGCAAACCCCUAACUGAUGCUGAAGAGCACCCAUCAGUUCCUGUUGAUACAAAUGGAGAUACAGCACAAGCGCUUGUAUUUUUUGUAAAUCAAGAUAAACAGUGCGAACCACUGGAAAUCGAAAUCCCUUUACCUUCACAUUCUUUAACCCAUUAUCGAUUCACAUAUUUUGAGCAAAUCCAACAUUUAGUCACGCUUGACUUGGCACAUAAUGCACUAGUUUCAGCAAAAUGCUGGCAGAAUAGUUUAAUGAUUACAUGA
Molecule: messenger RNA, 2415 nt
Organism: Paraglomus brasilianum
Lineage: Eukaryota; Fungi; Glomeromycota; Glomeromycetes; Paraglomerales; Paraglomeraceae
Source: the annotation of a GenBank genome assembly